ACCGUUGGACGCUUUCCCCUCCGCCGCCGGAAGAAGCCGUCGCCUGGAGCAACCAGCACUUCCGGCUAUCUGAAUCUGGCGGCGGGGAAGGCCAUGAGUAAAAGCCGGGCCGAAGCUGCGGCGGGAGCCCCCGGGAUCCUCCUGAGGUACCUGCAGGAACAGAACCGGCCCUACAGCGCCCAGGACGUGUUCGGGAACCUGCAGAGGGAACAUGGACUGGGCAAGGCGGCGGUGGUGAAGGCGCUGGAGCAGCUGGCCCAGCAAGGCAGGAUCCGAGAGAAGACGUACGGCAAGCAGAAGAUCUACUUUGCGGAUCAGGACCAGUUUGACACAGUGAGUGAUGCUGACCUCCACGGCCUGGAUGCCAAAAUUGCGGCCCUCACUGCCAAGGUGCAGAGUUUACAGCAGAGCUGCCGCCACAUGGAGGCUGAGCUGAAGGAGUUAACAAGUGCCUUGACGACUCCUGAGAUGCAGAGAGAGAUCCAAGAGUUAAGGAAGGAAUGUGCCUGCUACACAGAGAGAUUGAAGAACAUCAAAGCAGCCACCAACCAUGUCACUCCAGAAGAAAAAGAGAAGGUAUACAGUGAGAGGCAAAAAUACUGUAAGGAGUGGAGGAAGCGCAAGAGGAUGCAGGCAGGACCCAGUAUUGCUACUGCCCAUCUGAAACCAGGUGCUUUGUUUGUCAGGCAACAGAGCUGUGUGAUGCAAUCCUUGAAGGGUACCCCAAGAGCAAGAAGCAGUUCUUUGAAGAAGUUGGGAUAGAGACAGAUGAAGACUAUAACGUUACACUCCCAGACCCCUGAGGGGUCCCUGGUGGGGACUGGGGACUAAAAUACCCUGGACUGGCUGCCUUGUUUAGGUUGGCUUCUUGUUCCUGCUCCUCUCCACCUUCGUCCAGAAUAGUGGGGAGAAAAGUUCAAGCCAGAAUACUGGGCAGGAUACAGGGCUAGUGGUCAGAAAGGGAUGGGUAUGUCCAUAUUGUGACGAAUUUAGCUUAAACACAAGGAGUUGAGGCAAUCCUAAAAGAAAGUAUUUGGCAGUAUUUAUUGUAAUACAAUUUGAUAUAAAAAUACAUAAUUUCCUCUGGAUAGUCAAACCUCCCAGAUAUCAAACCUGAGGAUGGGAGCCUGGGAGACAAAGGUAGAGAGAAGCUACUAUACACCAGCAUUUGAAGAGCCCAAGGCAUCACCCAGAGCUUCCCCCAGAAGAUGGAGUAUCUUUUGUGCCCUGUGCUCUAACCCCCAAGUACCAGAAGCAGGCAACAUUGGGAGAUGGCAGAGACCCAAGUGUACUGGACAGAAAGGCUAGGAUGGUUUUGAAGCCCUGUUAAUUUUCCAAAAUUUUAACUGUAGCAAAAUUGUUGAUGUUUAGAAAAAUUAAAAAAUUCAAAUAUA
This is a messenger RNA of Jaculus jaculus (lesser Egyptian jerboa), 1394 nucleotides long. It is a transcript of the gene Psmc3ip, whose product is annotated as PSMC3 interacting protein. Gene Ontology annotation, cellular component: DNA recombinase auxiliary factor complex; condensed nuclear chromosome. The record is from RefSeq and is a predicted model, not a curated record. Bases 94 to 762 code for a protein of 222 amino acids. NCBI's taxonomy places the organism in Eukaryota, Metazoa, Chordata, Mammalia, Rodentia, Dipodidae. Gene Ontology annotation, molecular function: recombinase activator activity; double-stranded DNA binding. The transcript has 8 exons. Gene Ontology annotation, biological process: meiotic strand invasion involved in reciprocal meiotic recombination; meiotic joint molecule formation; homologous chromosome pairing at meiosis.